Beauveria bassiana ARSEF 2860 is the source of this 1515-nucleotide messenger RNA. RefSeq lists its product as uncharacterized. NCBI's taxonomy places the organism in Eukaryota, Fungi, Ascomycota, Sordariomycetes, Hypocreales, Cordycipitaceae. Bases 1 to 1515 code for a protein of 504 amino acids. The record is from RefSeq and is a predicted model, not a curated record. The transcript has 2 exons.
AUGAACGCCGCGACCGACUUUUACCGGUCGCAGGUCGGCGGUACGGGCGUAAUCAACUAUAGCUACACGGAUUUUCCCUGGCGUCUGUUCCUCAAAGAUGUUUACUACUUUUUUGUGUACUGCUGGGCGCUGCCGUGGGUGGUCCUGCCGCUCACGCCGGCCGACUCGGGGGAGUUGGAUGAGCUCUACCCCAGUUGGGCAAAUUUGCAGUGUCUUGCUGUUCACACGAUACUCAUUCUCCUCCAGCUCUUCUUCUUCUUUGGCCUACUAGUCGCUGUGCUGUUUCCCGUGUGGCUCGGCGCCGUGUUUGUCGGCGGCUGCCUGUUCCUCAACUGGCUGCUUUGUCUUCUCUUGAACGGAAAAAGUAUGACCUUUCACUCAGACGAAAAAUAUGCAAAGGCGCUGCCACAGCAUGAACAUGAGCAGUGGAUCUUCUUGAAUGGUGUUGCUGCAGGGGAACAUUGGAUGAAGAAUAACCUGAACCGACUUGCCAUCACCUUUGGCCGACCGAUCCUCGGCGUUCAUAACCGCACGUCGGGAAUCAUUUUCGAUGUCCUAGAGUGCCUGGUCCAGCGCAAUUUUUCCUACGCCACUAACGAUGUUCGCGUGUGCUACAAAGUUGUGCGGGAUGUGCUCUAUAACCCGUCGAAAACCAAGGUCAUCUUUAUCUUGCAUUCUCAGGGUGGAAUUGAGGGAGGGUUAGUGCUAGACUGGCUUCUCCAAGAAAUGCCCCAAAAUCUCUUGUCCAAGUUGGAAGUUUACACCUUUGGCAACGCUGCGAACCACUUCAACAACCCCCAUCGCCAUGUCGAAUCUCAAUCUUUGACGAUUGAGAAGCCACGGGAGGCCCUUGCGACGUUGGUAACGGAAACGAGCUUCUCAAACAUGCACGUCGACACCUUGAUAGAUACAGGCGAGGGCAAGCCCCCGUCUCUGGUGACCCAGUCCUCCAGCAUGUCAGCAUCAUCCCGGAGCUGGAACGCGGCGCAGGACCGUGCCAUCGGAUACAUUGAGCAUUUUGCGCACACGACGGAUUUUGUUGCCAUGUGGGGGGUUUUGCAUUUUGCAACAAACAAAAUGGGUUCGCCACAGCUGCCCAGAUUCAUGGGACGUCUUUUCAGCCGAUCCACUAGACGUGGUGGCCACCAGUUCAACCAGCAUUAUCUCGAUGGCAUGUUUCCGCUGGAGAGGGACCCCCAUACAGGAGAGCUUAUCGGCGCGGCUGAAAAGAAUGAAUUCAUGGAAGAGACGAUCAAAAUCGGCAAGGAAGGCGCCGGCAUGGAGAACACACGAGAGGCUUUUGACAUUACAUACAUGGGCACAAUGGGAUUCGGAACCGGUGAUAUUAGCACACCAGUGGAAGUUCAUGGCGCUCUUAACAAGAACAAGCUGGUGCAAGAAUACAAGGUCAAGGACGUUUGCCGACUUUGGAGCUACAGAAACGGGCGCUGUCCGCAAGAUACGACGUCUGUCAUGGGCGCUGAGGCCAUCAUGGCACGCACCGCCACGAUUUAA